AUGACACGUGAACAUACUCAAUGCCUUUUUUGGCUAAUUUUCGUCAUUACAACAUGCGAAGGUUUACUGCAGCAGGUUUGCCGAAGUGAUAACGCUGUCCUUGGUACAGAAAUCAACCUUGACGACCUAGAAGACAACUCGGCUUCGUAUGAGGCAAUCACAGAUAUGAUCAAAGGUGCCCUGGUUGCGAAUGGUGUGGUUGUAAUUCGAAAUCAGACGAUGGACAGAGUUGGGCAGUGCAAUUUCACCCGGAAUCUGGGUCCCGUGAUUAUACUUCCCGAAUCCUUCGAGGGCAAAGAUCCAGAACCAGGGCUACGAGCUAUUCAAAGGGUCACCAACUAUUUCGACAACGGAACAUGGAAGGGCGUUGGCCAUUGCUUUGGAUGUUAUUGGCACAAGGACGGGGAUUUUCAUUCGGCCGAUUACAUAGCGAGUGUGCUCUAUGCUGAAAGAGUGGUGGGACCAGCAGCAGCCACGAUGUUUCUGGAUAACUGUGCGGCCUACGACCUCAUUCCUCCGGGCCUAAAAGCACGGAUCCAGGACACAGUUUUCUGGGUAUCGGUUCGGGACAUCCCAGACUUUAAAAACGGCACGGAAGAGGAUUUUGCCCUUUUCCCUGACUCAGCCCGACAUCCUAUAUUCUACACUCACCCGGGCUCCGGACGUCGGUGCCUGUAUAUGACCAACACGAUGCGGACACUACGACCCAAGAGUGCGGCCGAGAUGAGAGAUUUGCAGAGGGCCUGGGAUAUCAUGGUCACUCAGGCACCCAAGUAUCGCCACUAUUGGGUAGCAGGAGAUGUCGUCAUUUGGGACAAUCUCGCGGUCAUGCACAGAGCAGGCGAGAAACGGCCCGGGUAUUCUCCCCGAGAUCCACGGAUCCUCUUCAGGACACAAUAUCGCAUCAGUAAUUACUACUAG
Molecule: messenger RNA, 921 nt
Organism: Paramuricea clavata
Lineage: Eukaryota; Metazoa; Cnidaria; Anthozoa; Malacalcyonacea; Plexauridae
Source: the annotation of a GenBank genome assembly